Messenger RNA from Arabidopsis arenosa, 1369 nucleotides. The record is from the annotation of a GenBank genome assembly. NCBI's taxonomy places the organism in Eukaryota, Viridiplantae, Streptophyta, Magnoliopsida, Brassicales, Brassicaceae.
UUUACAGUUGGAGACUUGGAGAUAAUGAGGAAUCGCCGUCGAACAUACAAUGUUAGGGCAACUCCGCCGUCAUUGUUUCCCGAAUCCCUGACAGUGAAUUCCAUUGUUCAAGCGAGAGGAGAUUGGAGAUCGAAGAGGAAGUGUUAUACAGGAUCGUGGGAUCAAAAUAUUCCGACAGAUCUCUUACAGGAUAUAUUAUCCCGCCUCGGAUUAAAAGCCAACAUAAAAGCUUCUAUUGUCUGCAAGACAUGGCUUGAAGAAGCUGUUUCUGUCCGGAAGUUACAGCCUCGUCCUUGGCUUUUUUAUCGACAAAGAAGAGCAGAACACGAAUACUCUCCAGCUGGAACUUACAUUCUUUUUGACCCAUUACGGUCUCAACAAUAUAAGCUCAAUUUUCCAGAGUUGGAGAGAAACCAUGGAAUAAUUUGUUCUAGGGAUGGUUGGUUGCUAACAUACGAUAGCGGUUAUGCACUCUUUCUUAACCCGUUUACCCAGGAGAGCUUCUAUUUAACCGAGGGGUCUCCCUACAAAAGAAGCUAUUCUUUAGCUUUCUCAGCUGCUCCUACAUCAGCUAGCUGUAUGGUGAUCUCGUACCCCCAAAUAUCUUCAUGCGCAUCUGUUGUGAUCGAUACUUGGCGGCCUGGUGAAACCGUAUGGACCACCCAUUGGUUUAAGAAUCAGUUACCCAAGCGCAUAUGGGGCAAAUGUGUCUUCUCGAAUGGUAUGUUCUACUGUCUCAGUACCUGCGGCUACCUUGGGGUUUUCGACCCGUCUAAAUCAACCUGGAAUAUUCUUCCUGUGAAACCAUGUCCCGCCUUUCGGGGUCGUAUACCAGUAUUGAUGACGGAGCAUGAAGGAGACAUCUUUGUUAUAGUUUAUACAUGUAAAAACAACAACCCAAUGGUGCUUAAACUAAAUUUUAAACGCAAUGUAUGGGAAGAGAAGAAAGAUCUUGGUGGCUUGACAGUAUUUGCAAGUUUCCCUUCCUCUUUUGCAAGAGCUGGUCUCUCGACAGAGCAGAGGAACAAAAUAUGUUUAUCGUAUAGGGAUAAGUGUGGGCGAUAUGACGUGUCCUACUCCGUCAGGUGAUGAGAAAAGCUCUUAUCCCCCUCCAGAAACCGUUUUGAGUAAAUCCAUUGUUUGGGUGGAGCCACCUCAUAACUACGUUAAUUUGUGAUUUCAUCAUCCCUUGUAUUAUGAAAAACUUUAUUUAUGCAUUUUAAAACUCUGAUUUGAAUUAUUUGCAAGUCUUUUUUGCAUUGUAGCUCGGAUACUCUAAGAAUGUGACAAGUUUCUAUCAAUCCAAUGCCUACUCUUUAAAAGUUAAACACAUUGUAUCUCGAAUAGUCAAUGAAUUCACUUUAAAGGA